Molecule: messenger RNA, 1373 nt
Organism: Argentina anserina (silverweed cinquefoil)
Lineage: Eukaryota; Viridiplantae; Streptophyta; Magnoliopsida; Rosales; Rosaceae
Product: ras-related protein RGP1
Exons: 3
Coding region: 133-807 (224 amino acids)
Biological process (GO): vesicle-mediated transport
Cellular component (GO): endosome
Molecular function (GO): GTP binding; GTPase activity
Source: RefSeq, a predicted model, not a curated record
GGAAAGCCCUUGCGAGUAAAUUUGCUUGGAAUAAUGAAUAUGAAAUGAUCGUCUUCCCAUAUUAUUCAUAUCGAGAAAUUGAUUGGAUCGGUCUUCAGUGGUUUUUUGUAUGACAAUUGGGAGGAGACAGCCAUGUCGAAUUUGCAGAGUAGGUUCAAUCAGAAGAUCGACUACGUGUUCAAGGUGGUGUUGAUCGGAGACUCGGCGGUGGGUAAGUCUCAGCUCUUGGCUCGCUUUGCUCGUAAUGAGUUCAGCUUGGAGUCCAAAGCUACCAUCGGGGUUGAGUUUCAGACCAAGACCCUUCUCAUCGACCACAAAACCAUCAAGGCCCAGAUUUGGGAUACUGCUGGCCAAGAAAGAUACAGGGCUGUGACAAGUGCAUACUAUAGGGGGUCAGUGGGGGCUAUGCUGGUCUAUGAUAUCACCAAGCCUCAGUCAUUUGAACAUGUAACAAGGUGGUUAGAGGAAUUGAGGGGGCAUGCUGACAGUAAUAUUGUUGUUAUGCUGGUUGGUAACAAAUCUGACCUGGGCACACUGCGAGCUGUACCAUCUGAGGAUGCAAAAGAGUUUUCCCAGAGAGAGAACCUCUUCUUUAUGGAGGCAUCAGCUCUCGAAUCUACUAAUGUUGAAUCUGCGUUCAUAACAGUCCUAACGGAAAUUUAUCGAAUAGUUGGCAAGAAAGCCCUCAUUGCUAAUGAUGAAGCAGAGUCUGGAGGGAACUCCUCACUUCUCAAAGGAACUCAAAUUAUUGUCCCUGGACAGGAUCCCGUCCCUGAAGCAAAAUCUGGUUGUUGCUUCUCUUCAUAGGAUUGUCGGUUGUUAAGCUACUGUAACGUGGGUUUCUGCUGUUUACAGAUCAAGGGACAUUUGUAAUACAGCUUGGGAUAGGGCAAGUAAAUCAGAAUCCCCUCUUGUAAACUUGGUAGUUGAUCAGCAUAGAAAUGGGGGUUCAAACAUACUUUGAUGUGAUGAUAUUGACAUGUACUUGACUGUAGUUGUUCACUUGUUCGUAACCGUCAUACCUUGUUUACCUGUAGUUAAUUUGUCAGACAUUUUCCCGAUUAUAGCACCAUUAUGUAGCUGGGAUCCUGAAGAUUUCUUUCAACUACACAUAAGUAGAUACUCAUCUAAAAACAUGAAACCAAACCAAAAGAAAAGGGCCAUGGAGAAAAUGAGCUUGAGUUUGGUGGUGGAAAAUUAAUGUAUUGUGUUUGCAGGUUGGUUAUGGUUUUGGUAUAUGAGCUUAUUUCAUUGUAAUUGAUACAAGAUUUUAUGUUGCUGUUCAAUGAGCUAGUAAGUCGGGGUUCUUACUUACAAAGUCGUAAACUUUGUAAGGAUGAUUGGGCUAAGAGAUGAUGGAUUGUUUGCGGUUA